Molecule: messenger RNA, 4385 nt
Organism: Phaedon cochleariae (mustard beetle)
Lineage: Eukaryota; Metazoa; Arthropoda; Insecta; Coleoptera; Chrysomelidae
Source: the annotation of a GenBank genome assembly
CUAGGGUUUCUUUAAAAAAUCACGCACUGCCAAGUGCCACAUCGUACUGAUGGUACUGGUUCUACUCUCUCCCAACCAGUCACAAGUUAGUACACUCAGGUGGUUCUUCGAACGUCCUCACGGUUCCGUUAGUCGGCCAGUCUGCACCAUCAGAAGGUACCUACGCACACCUCGAUACGCCGUCAUCAUCAUCGAAAAACCAAGAAAAACAACCGACAAUCAGUUUCCGGAACCACCAACGAAAAAUGUAACCUCAGAUGUGGCUGUUGGAAAUGUGAAAAACUUCGAGUGUGGCGCGACAAUAGAAAAUAUUGUGAUUUUGUUCGGACUCGUCUGUGACCUAAAUUCUCCGUGGAAUACUGUAAAUCGGAAAAAUCGCGCUUCGAUAAAUCUUGUUAACGUAAUUAAUAGUUGAUAGUUUAAUCAACAGUUAUUCGUACUGUUGUAGGAACAAAAAAACGCUACCUGGCUACCUUGAUCUUGACCGCGGUGUCUUCACCAUCCGUUGCCAUGUCUGCACAGUGAGAAAAAAAGGAAACCUCUAGGAUGUUGGUUUUUUCGUGAACAGUUGGUGGUUUUCGCGUUUUUUUUCUUCAGGAACCAGCCCCAAUAACUGGCUAGAUGUUGAAUAUCGAGUGAUUGACCUGUGUGUGUGUGUGUGGAUGUACUCGAUAAUGGCUCCUACUGGUUCCAAUUGGGUUCCAAAGACUUUUCUCUCUGUUGGGAUUUUGAUUGUUUUUGUUUUCGGAACACACGCAAUAGAAGACCACUACUCGAACUCCUUCAUCUCCCCGAAUUCCGCUGGCCACCUCCUCGAUGAAGAAGACAACCACUCAAUCCAGCCGACUCGCACAUCCGGCAACGUCGCCGAGUUGCCUCCCUCCGACGUUGCCACGUCUCCGCAGAUGAAAAAGCCUUCGUUUUCUUCGCCGGUUGUCGAAACUGUCGAGAUGAGGGAAACGAGGACGAGACGGGAAGCGAACCCGCAACCGAUUUUGUCGAAAACUUCCAGCAGCGACGACUUGAUUUUGUAUAAGAACGUGGAGGAGGUGUUGGAGAGUAAUGAUGUGGAGUUGUCGGGGAGGAUAGGGGGGUUCAUACAGCCCUCGAAAACUAAUUCCUACUUAGAGCGGUCGGGGGAAGACGUGGGGGCUCCGCAGCACGAAGCGCGGUCGUUGCGCGAGCCCCCAGCACCGACGGCGACGGCGAGACAGAUCGCCCCCACUGCGACGACGACGCCGAAGGAUUCUGUUUCCCGGUCCGCCCCACCGCCGGACAGGCCGCGCCAGGCCAACCCUGAUAUCCAGGACAUCAUCACGGGCCUUGUCAAGUUGCUCAAUGGUAACGUGAACGUCCAAGCUAACACAGCGCCGGCUAUGGGACGCCCGCUGCGCCCUCUGUCGACCAGAAUAAACAACAGGGGCCCACCUAGGAUAACGGAUAUGCCGGCUCUGCCUCCCGAUUUCGAUGUGCCGGCGCCCCUACCACCACCUGCAUUAGGCCCCAUGCCCCCACCAUUAACAACCACUCGCCUGCCGGCCCCCUACCCCUUCGACGUGCCCCCCAACCCGUCGAACACCUCCCCCGCCAACACCCGCCCCUUCUACCGACCGCCCUCGGGGGGCGGCCCUCCCUGGAAACGCCGGCGGCCGCCCCCCUAUCACAAACCGCCCCCUUACAAGCCGCUGCCCCCCAUCGACAUGGUGAGUCUUACGUCGACGGAGAAGCCUUCCGAAGACGUUUUGACGCUGGAUUUGGGCGGGCAUUUGGGGGAGGUGGGGGUUGAGGAGGAGGAGGAGGAGGAGGGGGGAUCAGGAGGGGGAGAGGGUGGAGAGGUGGAUAAGGAGAUCGCGGAGUUCGAGAGGAACAAGGAGAAGGUAACCAAAUUGGACAAAUACACCAGCAAAACGACGAUCGUGACCCCUACAUUCAACACCGCCUCCAAUGCCACGAGCAUUCAAGAACAACCCUCUAUAUCCGACACCACGACCACCCCACCAUCGGAAUCACAAAUCUCCACCACAACCACACCUACCACCAAACCCUCCGACUCUUCAAUCGCCCCUACUUCUGUCCCCGAAAUGACGCCAACACCGACAGUGACUGACAGUGAUGUCACUAGGGGAGCUGUCAAUUCGAAUGCAACAAGUGUUUCGAAUGCAACAAGUGUUGCGGACGUGCCACUUGUUGAGUCUUCUAUUCAGGAGGUUGCGCAGACCAUGAAGGAGGAGGCCGGUAGUUUGGCCAGUAUGGAAACUGAAAAAUUGCCGAUUACCACUGCUGUUCUGGCCAGUACUAGCAGUUCUUUCGGUGCUAGUGGUAGUAGCGAACUCGAAUCAACAUCUUCUCCAGUGUCCCCGACAAUAGAAGAAACAUCCGGCUUCCCCUACUACCCCUACCGUCCCAGGCCGGGGAUAGUUUUGGACGACACGGAGUACAAGCCGGGCGGCGUCCAGCGACAGCCGAUCGUCACUCGCCCCCCUAUCGGCCAGAUCGGCGACAUUUUCGACAUCACGGUGUCCGCCAUCCAAGGGCCUGGCGGGGGAGCUUCGGCUGGACAGGGGAAGCCUUACGUCAUACCAGUGGACAUCGAUCACCUCAACGACAACGGCGACGUGAUAACCAGCUCGAUGGCGGGCGACGACGGCUUCGUCUCGAUCGACGGCAAACGCACCUAUCUGAACCUCUUCGGUGAUGGAACGGCAACAUCAGCGGCAGCAACAGUGCCAUCCACCCAUCAAACCAUCAAGCCCACCGCGCCGGCGCCGCACAACCGCGUGUCCGGCACCGGGUACGCGGUGGUCGAGGACGAGAAGCAUCCGGCGGGGAAACCGGCGGGGCCGAGGAGGCCGGGGUACGGGGGGCCGAGGCCGAGUCAAAGGCCCAGUCAUCCGCCUGUCAGGAUCGACACCUGCAUAGUAGGCGACGACUCUACCUGCGACGCCUCGCAGCACGAGUACUGCAAGACGGAAUCGGGCGUGAGCGCGUGUCAUUGCCGACCUGGGACGGCGAGGCGUAAACACCGCGACCCCUGUCGGCGGAUAGUGUCGCUUCUGUUGUCGCUGCGCGUCGACAAGCUGUACGAGAGAAGGGUGGUGUGGGCGCCCGAGUUGGGCGACGAGGGCAGCUCCAGUUACCGGCAGUUGGCGUUCGAGGCCGAGAGGGCGUUGGACUCCGCCAUGUCGAUGACACCCUUCAGCGACGACUUCCUCGCCGCCAAAGUGACGGGCAUCUACGGGGGCGACCGAGCGCGCGGCCAAGCUGGCGUCUUCGUCAACGCCACCCUGCAGCUGGACGAGAACGCGGACACGAGCAGACCGACGGUACGCGGCGACAUCCAGCGCCACCUGUUGGGCGUCAUUCAGCGCAGGGGCAACAACGUGGGCGAGAGCGCGGUGUGGGUGGAUAGUCCGCCCGGGGCGGUCUCUAAUCUGCAAGACGUGGACGAAUGUUCGUCGGAGGAGCUGCACGACUGCCACGCCGAAGCGAGGUGCGUCAACGUGUUCGGCGGUUUCCGGUGCGAGUGCGCAGAUGGAUUCAAGGACCCAUGGGCGGACAACAAGCACAGAAGAGGGCGGCUGUGCGAAAGUUGCUCGCCCCAAAGGUGCAACAAUAGGGGGGAGUGCAAGUACCAGAACGGGAUGGAGAUGUGCAUUUGUACUGGCAACUAUUAUGGAAACCAAUGCGAGCUGGACGGAGAAGUACUGGGUGUUGCAAUUGGCGCCAGCGUUGCCGCUGUUAUCAUCAUCGGAUUGACUUUGGUGUGCCUGGUGAUGUGGAGUCGCCGAUGGAGCAGAGAACAAAAAGCGGCAGUGGGCAGCCCGGUUUUCGGUUACAUGGCGACGGCCAGUAAUACUGUCAAGACGCCCGUGGUGGGAGGGCCGCCCUAUCAGCUGACCUUGGAGGACAGGCUGAGGUGGGCGCAGAUCGCUGACGUCAUGGCGCAAGCCAACCAUUACGCUCCGGAGCCGGUCCUGCCCGCCCCCACCCGCCCCUCCUCCGCCAUGUUCGGCUACCCGGUGGGCGUGGGCGGCACCCUCUCCCCCGCCCACCGUCACCACGGCGGCACGCUGCCGCCCGUGCCGCUGCCCCGCCUCAACCUGCACGCCCACCAGCUGGGCGCUGGGAGGGCGGCAACGAUGCAGGGCGGGGGCGGGCGGCCGCCCUUCGACCACUCCAGCUCGAGCGACGACGAGGACAAGACGGACCUGUUGGGCAGGAGUUUCCAGGUGCCCAGGCCGAAGAGUAGGAGUAACGCUUCUGUGGCGAACCAGAGCGGUAUUUACUAUGACGUGGACUAUGAGCCCAACGACAUCUACAAGCAAUCAGGCGGUAUACCUUUGAGCACAUACAGUAUGGGUAGGCCGUCCUAUUUCAGGAAUUGA